AUGUCUUCUUACACGUAUGCAUCGGUCCCAGAUUUUUGUUAUCAGAAAGUUCAAAGAAGUUACCAAACUUUCGAUUAUGCCACUUCUGAAUUCAAGAAUUACCCCGUCACCUAUUCAUCGACCGAUCUGACCGAGGGCCAAAACCAGGACAACAAUGAGCCCAGUGCCGAACCCGAGAAGAGCGCUGCUCCCGAUGAAGCUACGCCAGCUGAACCAAGUAGCUCACCAGAUGACGCUCCAGCCCCUGAAGUUGCAGAAAAUGCAGAGGCUGUAACGCCUCCGGAUGAAGCUGCUACAGGUGAGGAGCCAGCACCUGAUGCCGCGCCAGACUCAAAAGAAGAGGCCCCGGCUGGAGCAGAGGCACCCGCCGCCGAUGAGCCUGCGCCAGAAGGAGAAGCCGAAACUAGCCCAGAUGAAGCUCCGAAAGAUGCAGUAGAAGAAGGCGCAACUCCCGAAGAAAACACGGAAACAACACCCGCAGGUGAGGACACAAAGGCUAACGACGAAAACGCCCAGAAUGAUGACGAAUUUCCAGAUUGCGAUCCAGAGGCGGACCUUGACAAAGUAGAAGCCGAGAAAGCGGCUGCUGCUGAGGAGGCUGCUAAAGAGGCCGCCCAGGCCGAGGAAAGCGAGGGUAGUCCACCGACAGAUGAUCCUGUUGCUGAAGAGCCUGUCUCAGACAAGUCGGAUGCGGCAGAUGCUGUGGAUAUUCCUCUAGAACCAGAAGCAGCAGCCCCUGUUGAAGAAAUUUCCAUUCCGGAGGAACCAGCAGCACCCGAGCCACCUGCCGAAGAACCUACCGGCAAAAAGGGCAAGAAGGGCAAGAAGAAGAAAGAUAAGAAAAACAAGGCCGCUGCAGCAGAGCCAGAGGCGACAGCAGAGCUAGAGACGCCAGCAGAACCAGAGACGCCAGCGGAGCCAGAGACGCCAGCCGAACCACAGACGCCAGCCGAACCAGAGACGCCAGCAGAACCAGAGCCGCCAGCCGAACCAGAGACGCCAGCGGAGCCAGAGCCGCCAGCCGAACCAGAGACGCCAGCGGAGCCAGAGACGCCAGCCGAAGAGGCGCCAGCCGAGCCAGAGGCACCAUCAGAGCCAGAGCCGCCAGCCGAACCAACAGCGAAUCCUGAACCUCAGCCCGAGCAGCCGGCAGACGAACCUGCUGCAGAUACGCCUGAGGAGUCACCUGCGUCAGAGCCUGAACCCCCAGUGGAGCCAGAACCUGCUCCGGAGCCAGUAGCUGAACCCGAGCAUGUUGCAGAGACACCCAAAGAAACCGGGAAAAAGAAGAAGGGCAAGAAGGGCAAGAAGGGUAAGGGUGCGGCCGCGGCCGCAGAACCCGAACCUGCACCGAAUGCCGAGCCUGAGCCUGUUGUUGAACCCGCUGCUGAGCCCGCUGCUGAGCCUGAGCCUGUUGCUGAACCCGCUCCGGAACCCGCUGCUGAGCCUGAGCCUGCUGCUGAGCCUGAGCCUGUUGUUGAACCCGCUCCGGAACCCGCUCCGGAACCCGCUGCUGAGCCUGAGCCUGCUGCUGAGCCUGAGCCUGUUGUUGAACCCGCUCCGGAACCCGCUCCGGAACCCGCCGCUGAACCUGAGCCUGCUGCUGAGUCUGAGCCCGCUGCUGAGCCAGAGCCUGUUGCUGAACCCGCUCCGGAACCCGCUGCUGAACCUGAGCCUGCUGCUGAGCCUGAGCCUGCUGCUGAGCCUGAGCCCGCUGCUGAGCCAGAGCCUGUUGCUGAACCCGCUCCGGAACCCGCUACUGAACCUGAGCCUGCUGCUGAGCCUGAGCCUGCUGCUGAGCCUGAGCCUGCUGCUGAGCCUGAGCCUGCUGCUGAGCCUGAGCCCGCUGCUGAGUCUGAGCCUGUUAUUGAACCCGCUCCGGAACCCGCUGCUGAGCCUGAGCCUGCUGCUGAUGCCCCUACAUCACCCGUUGUGGUCGAGGAGCCGGUACUGGAAGCGUCUGCUGAGGAAACCCCUGCUCCUGAACCUAUCUCUGAGCCUGUUUCUGAGCCUGCUGUCGAGGAAUCGCCGAAAGAUGUGCCUCCUGAAGAAGCACAAGUUGAAGAGACCGCUGUUCAGGACCUCCUAGUUGAGGAAGUCCCUACGGAUGAACCUGAGCCGGCUGUUGAGCUAGUUGCUGAACCUGCGGCACCUGAGCCAACCCCAUCUGAAGUUGCGCCUGAUCCCGCCGAAGAGUCCGGGCUUCCUGUGCCCGAGUCACCUGCUACUGAUGAGCCUGAGCCUUCCGCGGCUGAACCACCUGUUGAAAUGGCACCUGUUGAGGUGACUCCAGAAGAGCCAGCCCCAAUUGAAGAGCCAGCUCCAGUUGAAGAGCCAGCUCCAGUUGAAGAGCCAGCUCCAGUUGAAGAGCCAGCUCCAGUUGAAGAGUCAGCUCCAGUUGAAGAGCCAGCUCCAGUUGAAGAGCCAGCUCCAGUUGAAGAGCCAGCCCCAAUUGAAGAGCCAGCUCCAGUUGAAGAGCCAGCCCCAAUGGAAGAGCCUGAAGUCAACACUCCUCCACCCGAAGAGCCUCCGGCUGAACCACCAGUUCCGAAUACUCCAGCUGAGACACCCGAGCCCGAUGUAGCUGCAGCUCCAGCCGAGACUCCAACGCCGGAAGAGGCCCCGGCUGAAACUCUUCCAGAUGAACCUGCCCCUGACGCAGAGGUUGCAAGAGAUAUCCCUAUGGAGGAUCCACCGGCCACUGAUGCUGCCCCAGCAGCACCUGAAGCUUUAACCGAAUCAGCCCAUGUUGAUGAGGACGUUGCGCCCGAUGAGAUUGUGCCACCCGUAGCGGAUACAUCGCCGGAUCCUAUCAUGAUUGAUGCGGCUCCCCGUGAUGAACCAGUUGAGGGUGACGAGCCCCCAACCACCCGACACGGUUCACGACGCCGGAAGAAGCGCUCGCCAGAGACACGAGAACGGGAGUCUUCCAGGACACAGGACUACGAGUCUUCUAGAACACGAGACCCUGGUUACUCCAAGACGUUAUCUGAUUCGCCCAAAGACAGCCUCCAGCGUCAGAAGAGCGAGCGGAAUGUCUUGACUAACCGUUGGGCUAAAGCUCUCGAAGAAGCUCGGCGACAGCACGACGAGAAAGCACAGAUCCAACGGAGGCAGCGUGCCCUUGUUGAGGAGCGAGAGCGAAGUGGUAUCCCGUCUUCUGAAAAGCCUAGACGCUCUUCGAAGGACAAGGAGAAGGCCAGGGCGAUGGAACCAAUUGCAGUUCCUGCCCCCGCGCCUGUCGCCAUUCCAGUUGCCAUACCUGUUCCUGUCGAAGGCAGACCCAGACGUCGUCCAUCUGAACGACGCACCUCUGAGACGCCAUCUGAUCAACCUCUUGAGCGAUCUCGCUCAACCAAGACAUCUUCGUCACAGGCAACUUCAGCCCCAACUGCUAAGCCUCGUGCCUUUCUGCGUUACAUGACUGAGGGCCAAUCUGGUCCUAAUCACAUAAUGCGUGUGAAUGCCACCAAGGCGGCUCCGCCAGUUGAGAAGCCUUUGCGCCGAUCUUCGACAAGCCACAGCCACGGCAGCAGCCAGGGACGAACAUCGCAUGACGAGAGACAUUCAAGUGCCCAAUCCACUGGAUCAGGAGGCUCCCGUUCCCGCCGUGAUGACCGCCGUGAAGAGCGGCGCGAAGCACGACGUGAAGAGGAGGCUCCUCGAUCCGAAGGGAGAAGGUUGCGGCGCUCGUCGACGGCUGAACAUCGGCCCAGGGAGGAGAAGGACGAGCGGAGAGAUCGAGCCAAGUCACGAGAACGCGCAAAGGAGAAGGAGCGGGAACGGGACGCGGCGAAGACUGAAGGGUCUUCUCGUCGCUACCAGAGCUCCCGUGAGACUCGCGCUGAAACUCGUGAUGGCCGCUCUCAUCGCCGUCACAAACGUGAAGAGACCCCUCCCCCUCAGGAGUCGAAACUGAAGAGCCUUUUCAGGGCCAUUGGGGUCCAUUGA
Penicillium nucicola is the source of this 3951-nucleotide messenger RNA. RefSeq names its product PE repeat family protein. Lineage: Eukaryota; Fungi; Ascomycota; Eurotiomycetes; Eurotiales; Aspergillaceae. The coding region runs from base 1 to 3951 and encodes 1316 amino acids. The record is from RefSeq and is a predicted model, not a curated record. The transcript is spliced from 3 exons.